AUGCGACCGUCCUCGCAGCCGACAGUCCACCGCCUGCUAAAGAAGCACAGCGACGAAUGCGGCACCGGCGACGCAUGGCAGGCUGGUCAUGACGCAAGCCUCUACAACCAACUCUACUCUACAUCGCUCUACAACGCAGGCAGUUCGUCGCGCGGCGGAUGUAGAGCUCUACAGCUCUACAGCGCUCCAGAGCGCUCUACAUCUCUACAGCUCUACACAGCGCUCCAGAGCGCUCUGCAUCUCUACAAACAGCUCUCCUACAGAUCCUCUACAUCCUCUACUCUGACAAAAAAGAAAAACUGGCGGUUUCCCUGGCCCCACGCCGUGUCCGGCUUCCACGUGGGAUCGCACGUGACGUCUGUCGCUGCCCAAGCCGGCGCUCUGCGCUCGCUGCAUCGGUUGUGUCUGGCAGAGACGUCCAGCGGAGUGGACGUCUCGUUGGAGCCGACGUCAGCCGGCGCGGACUGCGGCUGCGCAGAGCCGCAGGGCGUGGUGAUGAAUGACGUCCGCGUGACGGGCCGCAAGCUACGCAGUAUGACGCCGCGUCUCGCCGCCGCCGGCGUCGCGGGUCCGCUCUUCAUCUCUGUCGGCCGUCCCGACCAGCUCAAGCAGUUCCUCGAGGUCAACCCGGAGCUCACGGGCGCAAAGGCUCUGAUCGACGACUCGCCCGACUUUGCCGGCUACAGGGCGGCCGGCUUCAACCUCAAGCUAGGGGAAAAGCAGCUCGAGAAGCCGCCGGACUUCAAGCCGCCCAAGGCCAUGGGGAUGGGCAAAUGGAUGACCUACCUCAAGAAUGUGGGCUCGCUCUCGCCCGUGCCCAAGGGCAUGAAGUUUGGCGAGUUCCCCGAGGGCGUCAAGGUGCUGGGCGGCACGUACGCGAUCGACUGCGACGAGGUGCUCUUCGCGCACAGCGACGAGGUGCCGGGCGCCACGCCCAAUAUCGAGGAGGUGCUGGCGGCAGCCGGGGCAGCCUGA
Emiliania huxleyi CCMP1516 is the source of this 975-nucleotide messenger RNA. RefSeq lists its product as hypothetical. Lineage: Eukaryota; Haptophyta; Isochrysidales; Noelaerhabdaceae. The record is from RefSeq and is a predicted model, not a curated record. The coding region runs from base 1 to 975 and encodes 324 amino acids. The transcript is spliced from 3 exons.